UUCCUUUCCCCCAAAAACACCCCCCGCGUUGACAUCAAACACUUUCUCUCUCUAAACUCACACUCUCUUUCUUUCUCUCUCUCUAUAACUAACUUCCCGAGAUGCAAGGCCUACGGCGGUGCUCAAACGACGUCGUUCACCUCGACCUGGGUCCCACCACCACCACCACAAAUCUAGUCCUCUCUUCCUCUUCCUCAUCAACUAAUUCCUUAUCAAUCGACGAUGAGGAAUCAAUCGACACUCGAAUCCAACGGCUCAUAUCAGAGCAUCCUGUAAUCAUCUUCACCAGAAGCUCUUGUUGCAUGUGCCACGUCAUGAAGAAGCUUCUAGCCACCAUAGGAGUCCAUCCAACGGUUAUCGAAUUAGACGAUCAUGAGAUCCCCUUCUUACCCUCACCACCACCGCCUCCGCCCUCCGAUGAUUCUUCCGAUAACGCCGCCUCCGCAGGAGGACACCAUGGAUUCGCGGCGGCUCCAGCCGUUUUUAUCGGCGGCGUUUGUAUCGGCGGCUUGGAAUCUCUAGUCGCUCUACACCUCAGUGGCCAUCUCAUCCCUAGGCUCGUCGAAGUUGGUGCUCUCUGAUAAUUAAUAUUAAUUAAUUCGUAAUUAAUUACUACGAACUUUUUUUUUAAAAUAUAUAUUAUAUGAAAUAUAGUUUUGUAAUUUUUAUGGGUUAUUUUAUUUUAUUUUGAAACAAAAAUGAAGAAGAAAAUAUAAUAACCCUCUUUGCUAUGUUUUGUUUUGUAUAAAAUUUCAAUUGCUUUUGUUUUUCCUCUUUGAAUUUUGGUCAAAAUGAUCUAUAUUAUAUGAGAUGGGAAAGUCAAACAAUCGUGUGGUUA
This is a messenger RNA of Cannabis sativa, 838 nucleotides long. Its product is annotated as glutaredoxin-C6. The transcript has a single exon. The coding region runs from base 102 to 581 and encodes 159 amino acids. Lineage: Eukaryota; Viridiplantae; Streptophyta; Magnoliopsida; Rosales; Cannabaceae. The record is from RefSeq and is a predicted model, not a curated record.